CCGCGCACGCGGCAAAUCUGCGUCAGUCGCAGUGCGCAUCGCAUCGCAUCGUCGUUGGGCGAUCAAGGGACGGAACCCGGCCGAGCAGUGCCGUGAAUGAUAUCAUGAUAGAAUGGCGCGACAUCUUGAUGAUGCAUUGGCUCGGACCCAGGGGAGCCGGAUGGUGCUGCGAGGCGUCAGUCUCAGAUGCUAAGUCGGGAUCCGACCACUGUGUGAGAGCCUGACCUAGGCUGGACUGGGCGGCUGGAACGAGCGGGAGAAGGAGCGAGCUUCUUUUCUACGAAACCUUGCCACGCAAGGCAAGCGCGUGUGUUGCGGCGGGUGCUCUUUCCUGAGGGGUUUGUCUGCCUGCCUGCCUUGCUUCCAAGUCCUGGCGUCGGCCCCAGUCCCAGCCCCGGCUCUAACUCUGGCUCUGGCCCCGGCUCGCCGCAAAAGAGCCUCGUCAAACGCCAACGCAAUGGCCUCUUCCCAUCUUUCAUGCCCCUUUUCCUGGCUAGCUGGGACUUUCGCCUAGUCUUUGCUCGCCAAGCAGCUGCCGAACGUUUCGACUGCGCUAGCCGGACCAGACUUUUGCAUGCCGAUCUCUCCGUCCUUCUGGGUCGGCACACCGUCUUAGUGCCGCUGGCACUCGCGCGAUCCAGUAAUGCGACCUCGUCGUCUGCGUUUGCGACGUAGGGCGGCACUCAGGUAGCCCGUUUGAAUCCAUCCAGGGGCCUUGUCUGGACAGCGGAGAGAGUUGUGGAGGAGGGGCCUCCCAGCCGACCUGAAAUUCCUUGAAGUCUGCUUCGGUCCCCGGUAUGCUGAAUUUGGUCCUGUCGUCUCGUCUCAUCUCCAUCCUCUCGUCUCUCGCUACGGGUGGUAGUCAUGCCACCUUUGCUGCCGCGGUGGUCAUCGCUGUUCGCUCUCCUGUCAUUCGCCUGAUCUAGGAUCGGCUCACAUGUCCGACGCGGACCAAGCUGCGGCUGCGGCCGCGGCCGAAGAAGCUUUCCACAAGUUCGCGGUCGAGUCGUGGACUCUCUAUGGCAUCGGUCUCUUUGCGACCCUUUUGAGGACAUACGCUCGUGUCCGCGCUGUUGGGUUCAAGAACCUGCGACCGGACGACUACUUGGCUUGGGUUGGCAUGGUAUUUUAUACUGCUCAGGCUGGCCUGGCCUACAGCGUCGGCACUGUCGCCCACGGGCUGGCAAACAAUGGCAUGACGGAUGCGGAGCGGGCCGCGCUCUCCCCUGAUAGCCAGGAGUUCCGAUCCAGGAUCAUAGGCAGCAAGAUACAAAUAUCGGGCUGGACCAUCUACUCUGCCCUCAUCUGGUCAUUCAAGCUGUCCAUGCUCUUCUUCUUCAUACGAUUGACCGAGGGUCUCGGGAGACCAUAUCGGAUACGCAUCCACAUUGGCUUCUUCCUGGUUAUAGGGACUUUUUUCGCCUCCAUCAUCACGAUCUUCGCCGCCUGUAGACCUUUCACAAAGUACUGGCAGAUCAAUCCAGACCCCAGCAACAGCUGUCAAGCAGCAAUAUCUAGGCCCAUUGUCUGGGUCUCGUUUGCUUCAAAUGUUUCGACGGAUCUAUACCUGAUUUCGAUUCCACUGCCUAUGCUAUGGCGGUCCAGCCUGAAGAUGCCGAAGAAAAUUGCCUCCACUAUUGUGCUGGGCUCUGGCAUCUUCGUACUUGUCUGCGCCACACUCAAGAGUAUCUUCGUCUUGGUGGAUCCAAUCAACGGCGCACAGCUUGCCGGCUCAUGGGGCACGCGCGAGUCUUUCGUUGCCGUCAUCACCACGAACCUGCCAAUGAUCUUCCCUCUGUUCAAGUCCUGGCUCACACCACUCUUCGGAAGUGCCCUGAAUUCUUCUCAGAAGACGUAUAAAACUCCUGCGGGCUUUCAGACGAUAGGCGGUGGAGGCGGCAAUUCUCACAGCCGAAAUCGCCGCGGCCCUCCCAGCGCGAACCCCAUCACCGCGAACAUGACGUUUAGCGAGAGUGAGGAGCAAAUGGUAAAAGGCGUCAAGAUGCAGACAUUGGGAUACAGAACGGCCUCGUCCUCGGGCGAACAAGGCCCUCCCGGAAGCAUAGUGGUGUCAAAGCAGGUUGACGUGACGAGUGAGGAUCGAGACAGUCAACACAGGGAGCAAGUUCCGCAGCAGACGCGAGACGUGUGGUAGGCAAAUAACAUAGACGUGAAGCGAAGAUCAAAGACCGGCCUAUUUUAGCUCAUGUAUGAAAACGACGAUAACAAUCUUCUUUUCUUGAACGCAUAGCUACCUGCAGGGUAAUCAGUAUACAAGCAGCAAGCACCCG
Molecule: messenger RNA, 2291 nt
Organism: Purpureocillium takamizusanense
Lineage: Eukaryota; Fungi; Ascomycota; Sordariomycetes; Hypocreales; Ophiocordycipitaceae
Exons: 6
Coding region: 938-2155 (405 amino acids)
Source: RefSeq, a predicted model, not a curated record